Molecule: messenger RNA, 375 nt
Organism: Penicillium bovifimosum
Lineage: Eukaryota; Fungi; Ascomycota; Eurotiomycetes; Eurotiales; Aspergillaceae
Exons: 1
Coding region: 1-375 (124 amino acids)
Source: RefSeq, a predicted model, not a curated record
AUGUCAUUCAGGGAGCGUCUGUCUGAAGGUGGCGGUUCCCCCAAGAUGAGAAAGAGGAAAAACCGCCCGUCGCAAGCAAAGAGACGUCGCUUCAGAGCGAGACUCGAGGCGAGCAAGAUGGAACUUGAACAGGCGCUUCCCAAGCCUACUGUUCCAGCCGCUUCCGCCCAGGGUACACCUCUCGCAGCGUCUUCGAGCUCGACGCCGUUAUCAAUUUCGGCUCCGGUCUACCUUCCUGCCCAUCUGGCGGAGCAGGAGCUGCACAGUGGCCGUCUUUCUCUGGCUCCCUUGCCCAUCAAAAAGGACAUUGAUCCCCCGGAGGACUGCGGUACGGGUUCGCAAGAAAAUGAUGCUCCUCGACGGCGUGACGUCUAG